This is a messenger RNA of Staurois parvus, 435 nucleotides long. Lineage: Eukaryota; Metazoa; Chordata; Amphibia; Anura; Ranidae. The record is from the annotation of a GenBank genome assembly.
GAAACAGAAUGUGAAAAUAUUGGGCUGAUUAAUAGAUGCCCAGUUGUGAUAAUUUACAGACUGAGACAAGAUUGAAAAGAACAGCUAGAAGAUGUAAAUGUAGAAAAGCAGAGGAAAAUGUAUAGAUUAAUUCACGAAAAUAUAAAUAUGUGGGAGGUAGAAAUGAACUAUAAAUGUAUGGCAAGAUGGUAUAUCACACUGAGUGUGGCACACAGAUUGAGUGGAGAUAAUUCACCUUUGUGUUGGAGGGUACAUGGAGGUAGAGGCACUAUGUAUCACAUAUGGUGGGAGUGUCCUAGAAUACAGGAGUACUGGGAGAAAAUAUUGAAUUUAAUUCGGAAAAUUACAGAAGUUGAUAUAAUAUUAGAUCCAGAGACUUGCCUUUUCCAUAGUACCAAGUUCUCAGUCAAAAAGUAUAAGAAAAAUCUGGUGUAU